CAUAAACUGCUUAUUGAGGCUGCAGAUGAGAACCCAGAGAUCAAACUGUGGAUCUUUAGACGGGAGCAGAAACGCUCAGAUGAAGUGUGGAAGCAGCGCAUCCGAUGAUAAACUAGGCUGCAGAGGAUGAAGGCUGUUUUCUUUUUCUCCUGUUGUUUUUUGACCACGGCUCUGGCUUCCAUCGCAGCUGGAGAAAUAUUUACGUCGCUCCAAAACGUGAGGCAAGCCAUCCUGGUUGAAAGGAAACUGAUCGGUUAUCUGAGAACUUAUAUCGACAGCGAGUUGGAGAGACUGAGGGACAUCAGGCGGUUUUAUGCCAAAGUUUCUGACCUGCACGCAGAACUCUACAAAGGCCCUGCAGCUGCAACAGCAAACCCACUGGUUGCCUUCACCCUGGUCAAACGGCUACAUUCAGAAUGGCUGAACAUCGUUUACAGCAAUGAAGCUCAGGAAAACACUCAAACCCUCAGGUCCAAAUAUGAGGAAGAGGAGGCCGACCUGCCCAAAGUCGAAGACCUUCGAGGGGCUGCAAGGGGGCUGAUGAGGCUCCAGGAUGUGUAUUCUCUGCAAGUUUCAAGUCUUGUAAAGGGUCGUUUCCAAAGGGUUACCAAUGGAGGUGUGAUUGAAGUGUGCUCUCCUGCUGUGUCUGUCUCCCUCACUGGUGACGACUGCUUUCUGGUCGGAAAGGUGGCCUAUGAGCAGGAAGAUUAUUACCACUCAGUUCACUGGUUGGAGGAGUCGGUGCGUCUCUUCAGGGGAGAAGGAGGAAAGUGGAGCCCUGAGAAUGAAGGGACUUUAGAGGACGCUCUGGAUCACCUCGCAUUUUCCCACUUUAAAACAGGAAAUGUCUCCUAUGCUUUGAGUUUGUCCCAUGAGUUACUGCAUCAUGAUCCAAUGAAUGGACGGGUGUUGCAGAAUGUUGAGAAAUACGAGAAGCUGCUGGGUUCUGCUGGUGCAUCAAGUGGGGGUAGUUUAAGAAGACCCAGCUCUACUUAUUUAAGGACACAGGACACUUAUGAGAGACUGUGUCUGACUCAAGGCUCCCAGCCAAUGCAUUUUGAAAAUCCCAACCUGUUCUGUGACCACUUCACCAACAACAACAGCCCUGCUCUGCUGCUGCAGCCUGUGAGACGAGAGGUGCUGAGCCUGCAGCCUCAUGUUGUUCUGUACCAUGACUUCAUCACAGGCGCCGAGGCGGAGGACAUCAAACAGCUUGCCCAGUCUGGUUUGAAGAGAUCUGUGGUGGCAAGUGGGAAGAAGCAGGAAACAGCAGAUUAUCGAAUCAGCAAGAGCGCGUGGCUGAAGGGCUCAGAGGGCUCCAUCGUUGGAAGGUUGGACCAAAGGAUUUCUGUGCUAACAGGUUUAAAUGUGAAGCAUCCAUAUGGCGAGUUCCUCCAGGUGGUGAAUUAUGGAAUCGGUGGCCACUAUGAACCUCAUUUUGACCACGCUACAUCGCCCACCAGUCCUGUUUUCAAGCUGAAAACUGGGAAUCGUGUGGCAACCUUCAUGAUUUAUCUCAGCUCAGUUGAAGCUGGUGGGUCCACAGCCUUCAUAUACGCCAACUUCAGUGUUCCAGUAGUAGCGAAGUCUGCCCUAUUCUGGUGGAACCUCCACAGAAAUGGACAGGGGGAUGAAGACACCUUGCAUGCUGGUUGCCCAGUGCUUAUUGGUGAUAAAUGGGUAGCCAACAAAUGGAUCCACGAGUACGGCCAAGAAUUUCAGCAUCGCUGCAGCCUGAAUCCUAAAGAGUGAAAGGGACAAACUGAUCCUGUGAAAAAGAAGCCUUGACCACCGUCAGGCACAUUGGCAAAGAGAGAAGAGGCAACAGCCAGAGUGUGUGUUUGGAAUGGAGGGAUAACUUGAAU
Molecule: messenger RNA, 1865 nt
Organism: Cyprinodon tularosa
Lineage: Eukaryota; Metazoa; Chordata; Actinopteri; Cyprinodontiformes; Cyprinodontidae
Gene: p4ha3
Product: prolyl 4-hydroxylase, alpha polypeptide III
Exons: 13
Coding region: 127-1752 (541 amino acids)
Biological process (GO): peptidyl-proline hydroxylation to 4-hydroxy-L-proline
Cellular component (GO): endoplasmic reticulum
Molecular function (GO): protein binding; L-ascorbic acid binding; iron ion binding
Source: RefSeq, a predicted model, not a curated record